AUGGCUUGUGGAUUGAUCCACGAGCUGACUACAGUAAUCUCCCAGGACAAGUCCCAGUCAUCACCACAAUGGCAGACAUACGAGAAAAGGUCUCAGCAAGAAACUCAGCGGAGUCAGACACAACCUGAAGUGAAAGUCAUUUCAAAGAGUAUUUGUUGCAUCCUGCCCAUUGCUCACAUUGCAAUCGGGGCAGUAUACCUGCACGACUGUCCCCGGGAGCCCUACAUCCCCAUCUAUCUGAUUGUGUUCGGGGUCUUUGGCGUCUUGCUGUCAGUGCUCCCCUGUCUCCCCUGCACAGAGCUGCCCAGAGAUGGGCCCGCCACCUCUAUGAGCAAUCUCGGCUUCGCCUUGAACUUUCUGAUGUCCAUCUUCCUCUUAUGCUGGUUUAUUGCUGGUAAUGUGUGGAUCUACUCCAUUUAUCAGCCAAACUACGACAAGAACACAACGUCUGUAGAUCCCUACUGCGACAAGACGCUCUACCUGUUCUCCUUCUGGAUCCCCACACUGGUCUACAUCUUUCUGGGCUUGGCCCAGAUCUUCAGUCUCUGUGCCAGCAUGUAUAACUGCAUGUAUGCCUGCAUGCGUGCCAUCUGUGGCCUGUGCCCGGGGACAUCGUCUACUACUAUUACUACUACUACUAGUCGUACUAUUACUACUGUUAGUUAGUGCCAUUUAGCAGACGCUUUUAUCGAAAGCGACUUACAUCUGAGAGACACACAAGCAAGAAAUCACAUAGGAGGUCCAGCUGGAUCAGUGCUGUGUGCUAGUUUUUUUUUUUUUUUUUUAUGAUUUGUGUUAGUUUUUUGGUUGAAAUGUUCAUUCCCCACCCAACACAACAGUCACUUUAUACAAGAAAAUUACAUCUUAAAAUUCCCCAUCAUAAUAUCAUCUUGUCAUAAGUGCAUGCAGCUUUCUCAGUGCUGAGUCCUGCAAAGAGCUGGAUGAAUAUUCUAACUCAUUCUGAUGAGCAGAGAGACCAGAUCUGACAGAGUUUGGUAGGUUAUUCCACCAUCAGGAACAAUGGAGGAAAAGAGUCUAGCUACUGAUUUCACGCCACGUUGUGGUGGAAGUACCAAGCGUCUUUCACUGGCUCAGCGGAGCAACCCAGGAACCUUCUUGCUGUGAAGCAACAGUGCUAACCACUAAGCCGCUGUGCUGCCUCGCUCUGGAAACACAUCUGACAUUAAAGAUCAUAAUCUGUAACAUAUCUGAUUCUAAAAUCUUUUAGACUUUUUUGAAAAUACUUGAGGGCAGGAUGUCUAAACAGCAACAGGAGGAGUUCAGUUGACGUAAGAUGUCAUCCAGUUCUUUGCCGUUGAUGGGAUGAAACUAUAUCAUGGUGUUUCAACUGGUUUUCAGUGGACACAGUACAUAUCCUCAAUCUGCUGCUGACGUACCAACUGUUUGUCUAAUAUUUUUGAUUUUGGAAUACAAUGCUAUUCCAACCUCAGACUAACUUCAGGUGUCAGCUUCCUGGCAACGAUGAACCAAUCAGAGAACAGGACGUGGUACGACACUUACCUCCGGCACUUUUUAUUUGUGGAUUUGUGGAAGACGAAUGAUUUAAAAUGUGAGUGUAUUUUUCUGUGUUAGUUACAACUGAACGAUAUUCUGAGUUAUUGUGAAUGAGUUGAAUAAAGUUCGACUUUCCAGACUGUUUUGUUUCGCUUUAUAUAUACUUUAUCGUGCGCCUUAUAACCCAGUGCCCUUUAUGUAUGAAAAUAGACUCGUUCAUUGAUGUUGUCUCAUUGAUAAAGACAAGGGCAGCUGACCUAAGAAGCUAGAUCAUGGCCUGGGUUCCGGGCUCUUCCGUGUCGGCCUCUGGUCUCGCGGGUAGCGGGGUUGCUCCCCCCCCCUCCCCCACUAUAGAUACACUUCAGAAGGAACUUUGUUUGGUUUAUCACACACACACACACACACACACACACACACACACACACACACACACACACACACACACACACACACACACACACACACACACACACACACAUAGUCACUUAGUCACACGCAUAUACACACACACACACACACACACACACACAUGAUCAUAUACAUACACACACACACACACACAUAGACAUACAUACUGGCUUGUUCACCUGCAUGCUGGCUCUCUAGUUUUUGGGUUUAGGUAGCGCUAGCUUAGCUCAGACUGCAAUCAGAUCUCAAGAUUUAGGUCGAUUGCUGUUAUUGUUUUGAUUGGCUCCGUGCCGGUUUCGUGCUUUGUUUGUGGUUUUUUGUUGCAGAUUUCCAGUGCUUGACGUGUGUUUCCGUGUGUUCCUGCUUCCUGGAUUGGCAGUGGAUGUCGUCACCCCCCCCC
Messenger RNA from Cololabis saira (Pacific saury), 2323 nucleotides. Its product is annotated as transmembrane protein 272-like. The record is from RefSeq and is a predicted model, not a curated record. The transcript has 5 exons. NCBI's taxonomy places the organism in Eukaryota, Metazoa, Chordata, Actinopteri, Beloniformes, Belonidae. Bases 1 to 666 code for a protein of 221 amino acids.